GAGAUCUGUAAAUAGAUAAAUUAGAAAACAAGAUGAAUAAAAGGCUGUGGGGCUCUGCAGCUAGAACAGGUGACUGCCUGGGAAGGGUGGAGGAAGAUGUGUCCUAGAAGAGGUGAUAUUUGAACUGAGUAGGAGUUUUGUCAAGCAAAAAAGUGGAAGGGAAUCACAAAUCACAUUGAGCCAAAAAACAUCCAGUGUUUUCUGCCGUUACAAACAAAAUGAAUAUUCCCAGGCUACUACUACAUCCUCCCUGGCGUUUGCUAAAAGGCUUUUUAAGAGCACCUCUUCGACGUUGCCGUUCCCACCUCGUCUUUCACUCAAGGACUCUUCUCGGAGCAGGAACCCCUUGUGCUCAGCCUGUUCCUCCUCUCGGCCUCCACUGUGCAAAAUGGACGCUGCUGUCAGAUGGUUUAAAGAGACAAUUAUGUGUCCAAACAACUUUAAAGGAACACACAGAAGAACUUUCUGAUAAAGAACAAAGAUUUGUGGAUAAACUUUAUACCGGUUUAAUCCAGGGGCACAGGGCCUGCUUAGCAGAGGCCAUAACUCUUAUAGAAUCAACCCACAAGAGGAAAAAAGAGUUAGCCCAGGUGCUUCUUCAGAAAGUACUGGUCUACCACAGAGAACAAGAACAAAUAAAUAAAGGAAAACCACUGGCGUUUCGAGUGGGACUGUCUGGGCCCCCUGGUGCUGGAAAAUCAACCUUUAUAGAAUAUUUUGGAAAAAUGCUUACCGAGAGAGGGCACAAAUUAUCCGUGCUAGCUGUGGACCCUUCUUCUUGUACUAGUGGCGGAUCACUCUUAGGUGAUAAAACCCGAAUGACUGAGUUAUCCAGGGAUAUGAAUGCGUACAUCAGGCCGUCUCCUACUAGAGGGACUUUAGGAGGUGUGACAAGGACCACAAAUGAAGCUAUUCUGUUGUGUGAAGGAGGGGGAUAUGACAUCAUUCUUAUUGAAACCGUAGGUGUGGGUCAGUCGGAGUUUGCUGUUGCUGAUAUGGUUGACAUGUUUGUUUUACUGCUGCCACCAGCAGGAGGAGAUGAACUGCAGGGUAUCAAAAGAGGCAUAAUUGAGAUGGCAGAUCUGGUAGCUAUCACGAAAUCUGAUGGAGACUUGAUCGUUCCAGCUCGAAGGAUACAGGCAGAGUACGUGAGCGCGCUGAAAUUACUCCGCAGGCGUUCCGAAGUCUGGAGACCAAAGGUAAUUCGUAUUUCUGCCAGAAGUGGCGAGGGGAUCACUGAGAUGUGGGAUAAAAUGAAAGAAUUCCGGGACCUCAUGCUCGCCAGUGGGGAGCUGGCCGCCAAACGACAGAGGCAGCAGAAGGUGUGGAUGUGGAACCUCAUUCAGGAAAGUGUGUUGGACCAUUUCAGGAGUCAUCCCGCAGUCCGGGAACAGAUUCCUCUCCUGGAGAAAAAGGUUCUCAGCGGAGCCCUGUCCCCAGGACUGGCUGCAGACGUGUUGUUGAAAACUUUUAAAGGCAGAGACUCGUGAAACGUAUCCUGUAUAAUGAUUUUAUAUAUCAUCUCAUGAAGUAUUUUAAUAUUAAAAGCCACUUGGAUGCUUAUA
This is a messenger RNA of Suricata suricatta (meerkat), 1565 nucleotides long. It is a transcript of the gene MMAA, whose product is annotated as metabolism of cobalamin associated A. The record is from RefSeq and is a predicted model, not a curated record. The coding region runs from base 219 to 1490 and encodes 423 amino acids. Gene Ontology annotation, cellular component: cytoplasm. Lineage: Eukaryota; Metazoa; Chordata; Mammalia; Carnivora; Herpestidae. The transcript is spliced from 7 exons. Gene Ontology annotation, molecular function: GTP binding; GTPase activity.